Molecule: messenger RNA, 615 nt
Organism: Cryptomeria japonica (Japanese cedar)
Lineage: Eukaryota; Viridiplantae; Streptophyta; Pinopsida; Cupressales; Cupressaceae
Product: F-box/kelch-repeat protein At5g15710-like
Exons: 1
Coding region: 1-615 (204 amino acids)
Molecular function (GO): protein binding
Source: RefSeq, a predicted model, not a curated record
AUGUCUAGGGAGGCUAUUAUAAGUUCUUAUGCUGCCCACAAGUUAUUUUCAGAAUAUAUGGCUUCAUUAAAAUUGGUACUGGAGUUAGAGUUGAAGAAGAAUCCUGCAAUUGAAGAAAAGAACACAGACAUGGGCCAUAAGAUAUGGAGCAGGCUUUCACAAGAAUUGUUACUGCUGGUUUUGGCUAAACUGCCAAUCCUCGCCAUUGGAAAAUUCAGAGUUGUUUGUAAACAAUGGACGUUUCUACUUUCACCACCAGCCAACAAUUUCAAAAGUAUUUCAUCUGCUGUUAGUUCUUGUAACUCUUCCCCUGCAUUUCUCAUAGAAGGCCUAAGUUUCGCCCAUAUGAAGAACUUUGUACUGAAUGAUUUAUAUCUACUUCAAUCAGCACCCACCUCUCGUAGGCACAGGCUCUCAUUAGAUUUUCUGGGAGCUCUUAAUGGCAGUGUGGUGACUAGUUGCAAGAGUCUCCUCUGUUAUUCUUGUUAUGACAAGGGAGCCCCAGAUGCACCAUCUUUAUUUUACAUAUGCAAUCCUGUCACCAGGACAUGGAAAAUGCUGCCCCCUCUUGUUGAGCUUAGAUCAAGACAAGAUUUCAUUGGUUUAGACUUUUAG